AUGAGGCUGUGGCAGUGGACGAGGGCAUGGGCGUGGCUGGUUGGGCUGGGGGCCAUAGAAACAGCACCCAGGCGGGAAAAUGCCAAUGUCUUGGCCCGAGGAGCAGAGUCUCUACUCUUCAUAGAGAGACCUGACUUCUUUGAUUACCCAGACUCAGACCAAGCCAGGAUCCUGGCCGUGGCCCAGUUUAUUGGGGAGAAACCUGUCAUCUUUGUUAACUCAGGAUCCAACUCUGAGUUCUUCCAUCACAUCCUGGUGGGUGCUCUGGUGGUGGCCUUCCUCUUCCUCCUGUACCAGUUCUUCAUACACAUGACCUGCCAGAAAGGGGCCUAAGGAGUUGGACACAGGCCCUGGACUCUGCCCUGAGUGCCAAACCGACCCUCC
Nyctereutes procyonoides (raccoon dog) is the source of this 384-nucleotide messenger RNA. RefSeq names its product chromosome unknown C16orf92 homolog (gene FIMP1). Lineage: Eukaryota; Metazoa; Chordata; Mammalia; Carnivora; Canidae. The coding region runs from base 1 to 333 and encodes 110 amino acids. Gene Ontology annotation, biological process: fusion of sperm to egg plasma membrane involved in single fertilization. The transcript is spliced from 4 exons. The record is from RefSeq and is a predicted model, not a curated record.